AAUUACUUUAUAAUUAAUUAAUGUCAUACAAAGGGGAUGGAUAACCCGAUCACCGGCCGCAUCAACUAUUUAAAGAGUGUCCUCCACUCCCUUCCUCACAACACUCAACUCCCCCCUAAACAAACAUUUACAUCCAAAAACCACACACACAAAAAGAACAAAAAAAUGGCAGUCAGCCACUUAUCAAAUGAUCUUGAAGAUGAUGAAUACAUUGAGAUGGAAGUCAGUUCAUACUCCACCUUCUUCUGCAACCCCUCCUCCAUAAGCUCACCACCUCCGCAGUUCCCCAUCCCCAUAGAGUUUGAGUUCCAAAUGUCUUCUUCCAUGGAAAUUCAGCCCACUACUUCACCAGCUGACGAACUCUUUUACAAAGGCAAGCUUCUUCCACUUCACCUUCCUCCUCGUUUACAAAUGGUCCAAAAACUCCUGCAAAACUCGACUUCCGUUUAUGAAGACUUCUAUGGGACUCCUUUAACGAGCACUCCAUUUGAAUCCUGCAAUGUUUCGCCUUCUCAGUCGUGUCGGAUUAGUCAAGAGUUGAAUCCUGAGGAGUGUCUGUUUGAGUACUCAACUGAAGCUUUGAGUGGCCAUUGCAACGAUAAAAACCACCGGAAAAAGUCCUCGUCGUCGGUCAUCGGUUCGAAACUGAAGGCAUAUAGGGGUUAUCUGAAAUCUUUGUUUAGUAAAUCAGGAUGCUCCAGUGAAUCAUGUUCAGCAGCAAAAGUUGCUGAUGAAGGAUCCAUCCUGAGAGCGAAAGAAAGGUUGGAUCGAUCCAUGAUGAUGAAAUCAACAAAGAAAGCUCCAUUCGGACAAAUUCGUCAUAGGAGAUCUUUGUCUUUGGCUAUCAAACGACAACAUUCGACGAACAAGUCUCCUUCUUCUUCUUCAUCAUCAUCUGGUUCUUCUCCAUCUCCAAACUCAAAUGGUGUUCAGUAUUUGCAGUUUCUUAAACGAAGCAACAGCGUGAAUGUUGAGAUUGAGAGUCCAAUUCAAGGAGCCAUUGCGCAUUGCAAGCAAUCUCAGCAGUUGAUAAGGUCGAGAAAGACUGUUAGUGAAGUUGGACAUGCAAUAUGGAUAUGACGUGAUUCCAACACGAUAGUACGGUGAUGUACAACGAAACACGACCAAUGACAUCAUUCAACAUCUGUGUCAGGUUGGAAUUUUUUUGAUGUGUUCCUCAUGUACCGGUAGGACACCGAACAAGAGAGGCUAAGGGACCGUUGCAGGGCUGAAAUGAAAGAAAGUGCUGGAUUGAAUUCCUUAAAAAGAAAACCUUUUGGAUGUUGAGACUUUAAUCCAGGAUUCAAUUAAAAGGUAAUCUCCUAUAGAAAGAUCAAACAGUCAGAUUUGACAUCAAUAGUUUCGGUUGGAGCGAAAAUGGUAACAACAAUUUUAGUUCAUUUAUGCCACCAUUGGUUAGUAGUUUAAGAAUAUUAAAAAUUUUAUUUUAAAAUAUUUGUAUUACAAUAGUUUUCUUUACUUUUUUUAUUUUGUAUAAUUUCAUUAUUAGUUCGAUCAUAUAUAUUUUAUUAUUUAAAUG
Molecule: messenger RNA, 1540 nt
Organism: Gossypium arboreum
Lineage: Eukaryota; Viridiplantae; Streptophyta; Magnoliopsida; Malvales; Malvaceae
Product: probable membrane-associated kinase regulator 4
Exons: 1
Coding region: 37-1080 (347 amino acids)
Cellular component (GO): plasma membrane
Molecular function (GO): kinase inhibitor activity
Source: RefSeq, a predicted model, not a curated record